Molecule: messenger RNA, 3858 nt
Organism: Hemicordylus capensis (graceful crag lizard)
Lineage: Eukaryota; Metazoa; Chordata; Lepidosauria; Squamata; Cordylidae
Gene: NPDC1
Product: neural proliferation, differentiation and control 1
Exons: 9
Coding region: 132-1043 (303 amino acids)
Cellular component (GO): membrane
Source: RefSeq, a predicted model, not a curated record
CCAUUGGCUCUCCUGCCCGCCGCUCCGCCCGCCCGCCGGGCUCCCGCUGCUUCCAGCGCCGCGCUGCAGGCAGCAGCCUCCGUGCUACCACCAUGCCCGCCGCCUGGCGCAGCCGCCGCCGCCGCUGAAGGAUGAGCGCCGCGCCCUGCUCGCUGCUGCUGCUGCUGCUGCCGCCCCUGGCCUUGCUGCUGCUGCUGCUCCCGCCCCCCGCCCGGGCCAGCCCGGAGAGGCAGCAGACCGAGUCGUGUCCCCGGAGCUUGGAUUGCACCCUGCAGAGGCGGGAGUUUUGCCUCCCCGGAUCUCACGUCUGCGGCCCCUGCCUCCCUCAGUUUGCAGAGGACGGACAUGGCAAAUGCAUCCCCAAGACCCGAGCGCCUAGCGGGAGAACUGUUCCCAACUUAGAGGACGAAAUUGAUUUCCUAGCGGACAUGCUGUCCAGACAGGAGGAUGCCGGCCAGCCCAAACUUCAGGAUGGCACCCCAGCCCCUGAAGGCCAGCACCACAAGGUCGGUGUGCCGAAGGCGGAGUCCUUGCCAAGGGGCCGGGCAGGACUCCCCGCUGCAACCUCUCGGCCCUUCACCCCCGCGGAGGUGGAGUCGUCACGCUUGUCUUCAAAUGAUACUCUCAUACUUGGGCUGAUCGUUGUAUGCACCAUUGCAGGAAUCUCCGCUCUGAUCGUGGCAGCUGUUUGCUGGUGCAGGCUGCAAAAGGAAAUCCGGCUUGCCCAGAAAGUGGACUACCUGGCUCACAACAACUUUCCAGGUCCUCCGUCAUACGACAAGAUCUCGCCCGGUGAUAAAAAGCUGGCACAGAGUGCUCAGAUGUACCACUACCAGCACCAGAAACAGCAAAUGCUCUCCAUGGAGAAGCAUAAAGAAGAGGCCAAAGCUCCAGAAUCGGCAUCAUCGGACGAAGAAAACGAAGAUGGAGACUUCACGGUCUAUGAGUGCCCAGGACUCGCCCCUACCGGCGAGAUGGAAGUGAAGAACCCCCUCUUUGACGACUCCUCGUUGCAUCCCCCACUGCCCAACUCGCACCCGUGACCUUUGGCCAACCACACUGUGGACUGUGUGUAUGCAAGCACCGCACCUAGGACGCGCCCCAACCUGCAGACCACUACUUUGUUCCUCACGAGAGAGUGCUUAUGGCAGCACGGUCAGACGCCCAGCGGUUGGCACCCCCCAAAGAGAGAUGGACCCAUCAAAGAAACCUGUGGCUGGCUUCCGGGGUCUUGCUUCAUGCUCCAGUUCUUCGCCAUCUGCUCGAUUGGACUGCCUCUCGCUGUUCAGAUGUCUACGCAAUGGGAUGGAAAACCUGCCUCGGUUAUUUCUUCCUUGCAGAGGGUUGAAUUGGGAGAGCAGGGAGGGAGGUUCAACAACCGUCUCCCACUCUCCUCCCAAAUGUCAAGAUUCCUUCUCGCCCGCCCUUUUUGCAAAACUGGAUGUACGCAGCUGCCGUCUGCCCCAUGCGCAAAAGGAUACGACUCGUGGCCACUGAAGCAUUUUUGAUUUGUGAUGAGCUGCAUUCUGCUUAUUCCACAACUGAGCUGAGCUUAAAAUCGGUUUCAGGCUGCAGCACAGCCAUCAAAACAUGCCAGCUCAAUAAACGACCCCAUGUGUUCUUACGAUCAACCAAUUUGUGCUUUUUCAGGUUUAUGUUUUUGGUAACCUGUCUGCUGGUCCUCAGUUUCAAAUGAUGCAUUGUAAUGGUUGGUAGAUUAAAUUCAUUGCAACGUAUCCUUUUUGUGCAAAACUGACAGCAUCUCGCGACAGGGAGGGAGUGCCCAUACAAAACUGUCAUCCCUCUGCUAAUUGCCCAUGGAUAUGUUGCUGUUAAAAUUCCCCUUUUGCAGCUGGGGAAGGGAUUAACUGAGGCUGGGAGAAAUGCUUUUUUCCUGAUGGAUAAACAGAUUUGCACCUUGGGCUUAGCCUCUGGGGCUCUGUUCUCUUAUCCUCUAGAUAGCUGGCCCUCUGCUAUGUGGGUCAUGACCUACAACUGGGUGUGUGAGUCAUUUUCAGAGGGAGGGAAAGUCAGAGGCCCCACCUGCAUGAUAAACAUAUAAUCAGUUUUAGACCUGUUUAACUGUCAUGGUGUUAUCUACCCACCUCCCACAGAAUCCUGGGAAUUGUAGUUUGGCCAUAGGUCUGAGUCAGAGUAGACCUAAUCUGUUCUUCAACUCAGUACAAGACACUCUCAUAAGUGUUCACCUUGUGCUGAAGUCAUCCAGCAUUUUGAAACUAACUAAACACCUGUUAGCAGUCAUGUUUUGUUCCUCUUAAGCAAAAGGCUUAUUCUCAUGAGGUCUAGAAACUUGCUAAUGGGGUUUUAACUGUCAUAACCUCUUGUAACGGACCCUGGAAAUAAUAAGUUAGCAUGGAUCUUGCCAGAUAUUCCCCAGAGCUUUGCCAAACAUGCAUUUUCGGGCCGACACCUUGGUUGUGUUGUCCCGUCUGCACUCUGCAGGGGUUUCCCUAUACAAACUUCUAGCACGGUCCCAUGACCCCUUUGCAUUGCUGCUUCCAAGCUGGUCCCACAGAACAAGAGGCAAGUAGUGGGUGAAGAUGGGGGCACCUCCGUGGAUCCUUAAAGGCAUGUCAGUGAACGAUAUCUUCAAAUAUGCAAGGGCUGUUACACAGAAGGAGGAACAGACUUUUCCUCUGCUGUUCCGGAGGGCAGGAAUAGAACCAAAUGGCUUGAAAUGAUAAGGAAGGACCAGCUCUCCUCUCCUAGUCCAGGGGGCUGGAGUAGAUGACCUCCAUGGCCCCUUCCUUCUCUAAGAUUCUAUGAAAUGGGCUCCAGCUGGACUAACUGUUCCAGUUUUUUGGAAACCCCUGAGCUGCCUCCCCUGCUGCUUCUGUGUCCAAAUGGGUGUUAGAGCUGCUGACCAUACAGAGAAGGAAGGUGCCAGGGAGAAGCCUUUUAAGAAUUGCCCAAGGGUUCUGAAUUGAGGAAACCCUUGGGUGGUUCUUCAAAGGGUUUUCCACAGCAUCUCCUAGACUGUCCUUUCUGCUUUGUGUCACUCCGCUUCUAAUUUUACAGAGUGCUUUUUAACACAUCCACUGCCACAACAACCCUCUGUUAUAGAGUUAUAUGUCACUGUUAUAGAAUAAUAGCUUCCAAGAGGCUUGAACCUGGGCCUUGCUGACCAGAACCCAAUUUGCUGUAAUCCUCGACCACACAGGCUAAUGAAGCAGUGGGUGUAGGAGGGAGAGUCAAUCACAGGAAGAAACAUGGAAAGCUGCUGCCUACUGAGUCAGACCCAUGGUCCAUCUAGCUCAGGAUUGUUUACUCUGACUGGCAGCAGCUCUCCAUGGUUUCAGGCAGGAAUUUUUCUCAGCCCGAACUGGAGAUGCUGAGAGACUGAAUCUGACUUCUUGCAUGCGAAACAGAUGCUUUUACCUCUGAGCUGUGUGUGGACCCACCCUCAACUCACUCAGCCUUUUUAUGCGGUCAAAAAAAAUUCUUUCAGCUCUGCUGAACUCUGGAGACAAGGGUACGGCGAAACCCACGUCUAGAGUUGUGAUUAGUGAACUGUGAGCACACUAAAUGUGGGCCUUGAUGCAAGAUAACUCUAGUGCUCUCCAAGCGAGCAUGCUUUCUUAGUCCUUGUCGAAUUGGCACUGUGUGUUGGCAAAUGGCUAGAUGCUACCGGCACAGAACUCGGGGCUGCAGGCCCUAUCCUGAGCCUUUUGCGGGGUGUCUGUGUGUGCUUGGGGUUGUGGGGGGAGCAACCUUGCUUUUAUGACUUCUCUUCUGUUACACACGACUCCCUCUCCAAAAUGCAUUGUUAGAUGGACUGUGUUUAGUAUGACUUUAAAGAAGAGAGACAUUUUAUUAAAAGACCAAAUUUCAAACCAA